AUGCCCAAGGCUGCCUUGGUCAUCGCGCGGUAUGGGCCGUACAGUGCUGUUGGCCUGUCCGUGGAGCACCGCACCUUCCGCCUGGAGGGCCUGCUCGCUGUGUUGGCGGAAGAUGGACACCAGGUCAUCCUAGAGAAGGUGGAAGACUGGAACACGGUAGAACUCGUGGUGAAUGAGGAAGUUGUCUUCCACUGCAACAUCAAAGACUUGGAGUUUGGAGGUGAUGGUAAACUAGACCCACUGUGCAAAGAGGCCAGGAUAGCCGUGCUAAACGCCUGCUGAUCUCCUCAUCGGGACAGGCCUGUCAAGUCAACAGAACAACAGCUGUCUCCGGCUAUCCUGGGAUGCAAACAAAAGCGGCCAUUCUGGGCCUGGA
Molecule: messenger RNA, 376 nt
Organism: Diceros bicornis minor
Lineage: Eukaryota; Metazoa; Chordata; Mammalia; Perissodactyla; Rhinocerotidae
Gene: C6H10orf53
Product: chromosome 6 C10orf53 homolog
Exons: 3
Coding region: 1-282 (93 amino acids)
Source: RefSeq, a predicted model, not a curated record